Messenger RNA from Cylicostephanus goldi, 429 nucleotides. The record is from the annotation of a GenBank genome assembly. NCBI's taxonomy places the organism in Eukaryota, Metazoa, Nematoda, Chromadorea, Rhabditida, Strongylidae.
GCUCUCUACGAGGCCUCGGUACCGGAAGAUGCCGUUCCGGGCAGCGUGAUCACGCAAGUGCGAGCCACAGAUGCCGAUGGAACUGAGGGAACGCAUCUUCUGUACAGAAUUGCCGGUGGAUCUGGUCGAGAGCUGGUGUUCAUACAAGAGGACGGCACUUUGAUUUUGGGCGAUUACGCUUUAGAUCGAGAGACUCUAAAACAGUUCGACGUAAUUGUAGAAGCCAUAGAUAAUAGUGGAAACAAGGAUUCAACAACUGUGCGAAUAACAGUGGAAGAUCAAAAUAAUCACGCUCCUGUCUUCGAACUUGAUAACUUGGUUUGGAACGUCACCGAAGGUCAAUCUUUGACCCUUUGUGCAUUGGUAAAGAGUUAUACACUCAAUUUUAGGUUCACGGGAUGCCACAUUAGAGAUUGUCGCAACGGAUAG